AUACUGUUUUCAGCGACAUCAAACGUAGAAAUUCGUUUUAUUGACAAUCAUAAGACAUAUGUUGACAAAAAUUGAAAAUUGUUUUGUUUUUUUGUAUAUUCUUUGUUUGCCUUGGAAUUUCCGGAAUCUUGAUAAAAAUCGAAUUUAAUCAAGUGAAAUUUUCGAUUUUUGUUUUGAAUUUUUGGUUUAGACGCAAAUAAAAAAAAUGCCAAAGCUAAAAAAAUUUCUGCCUGGCAUUUUCAGUAAUGGUAAAGAUUCUCAAAAAAAUACCAAUAAAAGUGAGAACGAAGACCUUAACCUUGGAGAUAAAUGCGUCCCAGGAAGGCUAGAAACCGAUGCCUUGCCGAUUGAUGAAAAUGAAGAAUUGCCAACUAGCAAUAACCCCACACCAACACCUUCGACAGAACUAACAGAGUCAGUGGUUCGGGAACUCUCAGCACCAAACUACAAUUCGGUUGAGGAAGCAAAUAAUACAAAUGCAUUUGAAAGUGAAACUGGAUUAAACUCCAAUACGGGUGUGGUUGCCUUGCAGUCAAACAGCCAUGCUUUGACGCCAACAUCACCCGGUGACCUGGCACCAGCUACUAUGAACACAAUGAAUGUACAUAAUGCUCAACAACAAAUGGUAAUGCAAUUCUCCAACAUAAAACAGCUGCAUUUUGGUUCAGUCUAUAAUUUUAAUAGCAACAUAAGUGGUAUAGCUACCAACAACACACGCAAAAUUGGUAAAAGUGACGAACCCAACUCUCCUAGUUGCUCUAAUGGUGUGGACAACAUAAAAAGACAACUACCACGUAAAACUACUUCAAUUGUGGCUAUGAUGCAGUCACGUGAGGAGCCAAAUCACCGUAUAUUGGAAACUAUAUCUACACACCUGGGCGAAGGUUGGAAACAUGUGAUGCGAGAGCUGGGCCUCUCGGAAGGACAAAUCGAGCAAGCUGUUAUCGAUCAUCAAAUGCAUGGUGGAAUCAAAGAGGUUAUUUAUCAGCUACUGCUACAAUGGAUUCGCGAUGCUGAGGAUAAUGUAGCAACGCUUGGACAUAUUACUUCGCUGCUUUGGGAGUUAAACCAUCGCGAUUGCGUGCAGCGCAUGAAAUUGGUUUACAAAUCCGAAGUGGAUAGAAGAAAACCUUCCUCAUAAUGGCUAACAAUUUCUAUGUUGUUAAGAUAACACAAAAUGCCUUAUAGGGUUGACGGGCGAAGCCCAGGUUCUCAUUAAGUAGUAUAUAUAUCUAUAUAUACAUUAUAAUUUUCAAAAUUUUUAUUUUACUCUUUCAGUGUGAGGAGCACAAAAAACUAUGUUCUGUGCAAUAUUGUAUUCUUGGUAAAAACCCUGUAUACUUAAGAUUUUUAUAAAGUAAAAUUUAAUAAGUAUAUUUUAUAUGGGUUCACAAUAUUCCUGAAAAUACGGCACAAAAGUUAGAAGUUUAAAAUCCAGUCUUAUGACCAUGAGCAUAUCUUAAAAUAUCCAUCGCCAUGGCUAUAUACAGACAUAAAUAUACAUAUAUUAUGUGCAAAUGUAUGUACUUAAUUGUUCAAAUUGUACUGAUUGUUAUGCUUAAAGUUUGUUAUUGCAUUUGUGCAUGCAUGUAUAUUUGCAGAUGUUGGGCCAAAUCAAAUACAGCACAGUAAAGAGGUUCCAAUAGUGAUAAGUAGAAAUGCAUAAUUUGGUUUUAGAUUUUAAUAUGUUUUUAAGCACAAUUUGUAUUCAUGUAUAACAAAUUUGUAUAAAUAUUCAAAUUUAACAAAAUUUAGAAAUUUUAGAAAAUUGAAAUUUAAGUAUGAAUUUAAUUACAUAUAAUAAAAUUCCUAUGAAAAUUUUGAUAUCGAAUAUACAAGAGUUUGUGUAAAACUGCAUUUGUAAAUUUUUAAUUAUAUUUUGAUUAAUGCGUGAUGUUAAUGAAAAAGUGCAUACAAAUAUGAUUUAUAACGACAAUAAAAGCUUUAACGUUUAAACAAAUUUAAUAGCUCGAGAAUUUUGUAUACAUAUAUGUACAUAAUUAAAAAUAUUUUAUUUCAAUAAAACAUAAAAAAAUUGUUUUAAAAAUAAAAAAUAUACGCUUUUUUCGUUAUUGGUACCGGCGAAUAGCGUAAGGUAUGCUAUAAAAAUAAGUAAAUAAAAGUGAACGCCGACUAAGUUAUGAGCAAGUUUUAGUUGGUUUGAACUCACAAAACUUUAUGCUCUGCUUUUUCGAUACAAAUAAUAAUUAGUGUAGUAGCUGCAAUUUCGAAAUGGACGGAUUGAUGGAUAUGACUAAAUGGACUCAGCUAAUCACGUUCAAAAUUUAUAUGUGUACUUUAUAGAAUAUCUGACAUUUCCUUUUGCGUUUAACAAACUUAAUGUGCCUUAUUCAGUGUAUAAAAAUAAAAUAUGGAUUAAAAGCAAUGAUUUAUUAAAAUGUACGAGUAUAUAUACAAGUAUGUAUGUAUAUAAACAAUAGCUUUUUAAAUACAAUUACACAAAGUCACUUGAAAAUCAUUUUGUAGAAGCUUACGUUAUCGUCUUGCGAAGUGACAAUCCACUGUGUUAUACAAUAUACAUAUACUAUAUGUAUUAAUAAGUAUAAGCAAUUAUUAUAAUAUAUGUGUGUGUUGGUAUGUAUGUAUGGUAUAUACAAUAUAAAUCAGUUUGUACUAAUAUUAUAUAUUUAUUCAAUAAUAAUUCCUGCCAUUUGUCAUAAGUGGCUAUACGGGUUGAUCUUUACUAGCUCUCUCUACUAGCUUUCUUAUACUUACACUUACUUAUACUUAUACUUACAGAAUAUAUAACGCUAUAGUUUGCAUUCAUUUCUACUAUUAUUAACUUGCUUAUACGCUGAAACCUAAAUUGCUCUUAUUUUUUCGUAAUCAUGCGAAAUCUUAUUGUUUUGGCGUGAUAAGAAAGUAAUGCCAUUAAAAAGGGAGUUGUAGUAAAACUUUUCGAUGACUCGACAAAAUAUCUUUAAGAACAUAUUUAAAAUAAAUCAUACAAAUUUUGUAACCACCUAAGCGAUUUUGAUCAAGUCCACAGUAAAGCUUGAGUUGAAAAUUUAUUAAGGUCUUGUCUCCAAUUGAACUUUCUGCGGCUAAGCUGAGCUGAUUCCUUCAUUGAUUUCAUCAGGUGUUUCGUCUGUUUUCUCCAACCUUUGAUUGAGAAAUCACGCGUCAGAGAUGUGAAAUUGAUGAACGAGUAAUAUGCGAUUUUUCAAUUGUAUAUAUUUAUCACCCAAACAGGGUCUAAUCAGUUUGCUACGAAAAUUGUAACGCCCAGAAGGAAAUGUCGCAUAUAAACUAAGUAUAUAGGUAUAUAAAUGAACAGCAUAACGAGUUGACUCGUUUUAACCAACUAAUCACUAAUUUUUUGAGAUAUCGGUCUGUAAUUUUGCACGCGCCCUUUUCAACCCAAAAAUCACCAAUAUUGAGUCACUAUAGCAUAUAGCUAUAAUACAAACUGAACAAUAGAAAUCAAAUUCUUGUAUGGAAUAUUUUGUAUUUGUGAAUAGUAUUGCAGCUUCGGAACGGAAGCGAUGGAAGUUACUGUUUUUUCUUGUUUGAAUCCUUUUCAACUUUCCGAUUAUUCAACCGUUACAAUACCGGUACUAAUACGAUUCGAACAAAUUAAAGGUGGUGAUGCCAUAAGUCAAACUAAAAAGUCAUCAAGUUAAGAACUUUCUGAAAGCAGUUAUAAACGUUGGAAAAUUUCGGGAGUUUCUGCUCUUUCAAAUAUCACGCCAUCAUAAAACACAUACAUGAGCAAGCAUUGCGGAGCUUAAUAAUCGUACACGAACUUCAUUAUCAGUAUCAGAUUAAAUCAAAUCUCUAAAUUUUCAUACGCUUAUUAGUAUUUUUACUUUAUUUCACUUAAUUGAUAACAAUUAUUUCAUGUACUUGUAAGUCCACAGCUUUUGCUCCACAUCCUUCAUACAAUCCUUUUGAUUUUCUCCUUAAACAUAUCGACCAGCAUUUGUGCGCCAUAACCAUUCGAUUGAUUAUAGUUUGGUAUCUGGCUCAUGCGGGCAACCCAAGCUUUCAAUUUCGGGUACUUAGUCGCAUCGAUGGGCGCCAAGUCAGCGAAACUGGAUACGGUCGAAAUGUUACUAAAGUCGGCUAGAGUGAUGGUUUGUCCGCACAGGUAGGGUUGGUCUGCUAGAAAGACUUCCAGAAAGUCGUAAGCUUCGUAAAUAGCAUCAAUUUUAGCGCGUGGCACUUCAACAUCAUUUCCAUAGAAGAGAGGCAAAGCUAUGUUACGUAAGCAGCCUUGAAACAAAACACCCGUUUCAAAAUGUAGCCGCUGAUCGACAAUGGCACGCUUGAUGAAAUCUUUGGGAUAAAGUGAAUCGUCCUUACCGUAGCGACGUACCAGAUAUGCCAUAAUCGCAUGUGAGUCCCAUAAAUAUUGACCAUCAUCCUCCAGCACUGGCACUGUAUGCUGCGGAUUCUUUUGCAUAAAUUCUGCAGUUUUGUGCUCACCCUCAAGCAGUUUGACUAAUUUGUAUUCGUAUUGUAGACCCAACGCUGCCAGGGUCAAUUUAACAGCGCGCACUGGUGGGCUUGGUUCCACGCCAUACAACACUAGUUUGCCCAUCUUUCUGGAUACACGAUUUCGUAAAUAUUUCGUGUGGAUUUAUGUUUGUGCUAGAAUGAAAGAUUUCAUCCGUUUCGGCUGCUUCUGCUGGCGACCGCGUUGAGUGCUGGUGCUUAACUGAGGCGCUGGAAGCGCGAUUGCUUUUGUUUUCAACGGUUGGACUUUGUUUAUUUUGAAGCUUACAAUAUAUGCAUAAGUACAUACUAAAUGCAUACGUAGACAGACGGUAGUAAAAAUGUGCGACAUACACGCUUAUAAAUAUAUGUUUUAUAGUGAGCGGAUAAAUUUACAAAGAACAUUUAGUUAUCACGAGCUCGUCGCCUAAAAUGCAGUAUCAACAGCUACUCGUUUUAUUUCACAGCAAUGUAAUUAGUUCAGUUUGACAACAAAAUUAUAUAUUUAUAUUGCUAUAUAAUUGAAGAUUAAAUAUGAGUGAGCAAAUUAUCAGCAGCAAAUAUCAAAGCAAUUUCUGAAAUAUAAUAAUCAGAAGAAGACAAAAAAAAAACCUUUACUUCGGUUGUACCGAAGCUAUAAUUCCCUUCACAAAUAAAAAAGUUUUUCAUGCAAAAACUUGGUUUUGAUCGAUCAGUUUGUAUAACAGCUAUAUGCUAUAGUGAUCCGAUAUCAACCUUCCCGACAAAUGAGCAGCUUCUUGG
Messenger RNA from Bactrocera oleae (olive fruit fly), 5220 nucleotides. It is a transcript of the gene imd, whose product is annotated as immune deficiency. Lineage: Eukaryota; Metazoa; Arthropoda; Insecta; Diptera; Tephritidae. Gene Ontology annotation, molecular function: protein binding. Gene Ontology annotation, biological process: signal transduction. The record is from RefSeq and is a predicted model, not a curated record.